AUGCUGGUCGGCCCCUGGAUGACGGAGUACAAAUACAGACAGAGUCACCCAGGCAGCCACUGCACCACAGGGGCCAGUUCUCCCAGGAGACUCACUACCACAGGAGGUCUGACACACAGACGCUGAGAGACUCAUCCACUUGACACUCAGGAAGAAGCGACGAGGCGGACAUGUUGGCUCAUCUGGGGCAUUGUCAUGUGUCGUUGUCACAGGUAAGUUAUGUCUGGGUUGGCUCCGGUCCCACGCACUCUCAGCCAGUCGCUGGACGUCCUUCGCACCCUAGGGUUUUUCCUGGUUUUCUCUGGGACCUGUCUGGCACCUUAAUUCCACUUCCAGUAAUACAAUGUGUGAUUGUUGCUCCUUCGCCUUCUCCUGCUGCCCAUGCUUGGAAAAAUAGGCUAUAUGGGUAGGCCUCGCAUUCCUCCUGUGGCUUUUUUUUCUGAACCAAGGCCUGAUGGCUUUCCAAGACAUUCCGGAUGUGGAGUCUGGUUAAGCCUGUGGAUGUUAUUGAUAACAGGGCUACCACUGACUACCGUUCCGCUUUAAAUGAAAUAGGCCAGAACAAGGCUCAAUGACAGCUGCACAGGGCUCUGUUUCCGGGGCAUGAGAUUAUGAAGAUUUUCACUGCAAGUCGUCUCAAUUUUUUGGGUGAACGUGACAGUGUUGGCUACUGAUCCAGACCAGGAAUCUAGUUGAUUUGAUCAGGUAUUGAUCUCUAGAAGUUGGCUCCUUUGCUUGUUUGACUGAUUAGAGUGAUUGACACUACAGGUGACAUUGGAGCCAAACUGCUGGGAAUAGACUCAUCACCUAUGGCUGUGCAUUCUGCAUUAGGGUAUGCCAGAGACAUGUUGAUAUGCUGUAAAGUUUUAUGACUGUGUUGUCAUUCGAGUCAUUUUAGAGAGGUACUAUAUUUUAUUUUUGUACAAAUAUAGUCUAAUACAAAUAUAAUUUUCUCUGAAUGAUUUGCUUUCUAAUAUUAAUGAUUUGUUUAAAAAUUUGUAAUAUGAUAUCACUGCUAUCUGCAACUAAUUUCUAUGUGAAUUUAUUCACAUAGGUUUAUACAAUGAAAGCAAACAAGUCUACACGUGGUGAUUGUGAUUUGCUUGACCCGCAACACAAUUUUAUUCAUGCAUCAUUUCGUACACAAAACUGAGGUCCAUGUAAGUCAGCUGGCUUUUUAUUGUAAUGAAAUUAUAAGGCGGUUUUAUAUACCCGUUAAAACUUUUUUUCCCUCUUGAAUAAAAUUGCUGAAACCUUUCGCGAUACAAGAAUCAACAAUUGUCUGGUCGCUUGUUUCCAGCCACAGGGGCAUUUAAUGGGCACAGCAAAUUCAGAGGCAUGCUACAGAAUGACAGAGGGUGAAAUCACUUUACAAUCCUUGGGGCCAACAACACUGGAUCUGUCAAAGCAAGACUACAGACCUCUCACAAGGCUCUACUGUAUGAACGGAGGACAUCUUCAGAUCCUACUGGAUGGAACUGUAGCGGGCGGCAUAGAUUAAAACAAAUAUGGUACGAAUUGUUUUUGGGAGGUACACAACUACUGUACUUAGAUUUGCCUACGAACAUUAAUAUGAUAAAUGUUUUGGUAUAGACAGCAUACUUCCACCUUUUGUUUACAAUUAUGGAAUAGUCUAUAUGCCUAUAAGCUACUGAUCUAAAAUAUGUUAUAUACAUAAUAGAUUGUUGAAUACAUUUAUUUAUUUCAUUAUGAAAUUAUAUCACUUUUAGGAAGGAUUUGGAGAGAGCAGCCUCAUUCCCAGGCCUCUAUAAUUAUGCUCUCAUGAUAGCACAACCUGAUGGCAACUACCAAAACAAUCACAACUUAGCUUUGACACCAUGCUUGUGUAUUUGUGCUCUAGACAUCCUAAAGGUAAAAGCAGUGAGAGCUGGAGUGGUGGCCAUCAAGGGCCAUGAGACGGGCCGCUACCUUGCCAUGGACAAAGAUGGUCUUCUCUAUGGAUCGGUGAGUCUCUUACUCAAUAGUGACUGGUAACAGUGUAGAAAUUACUGUAUUGAACUCUGUAUCAAAUCAAAAAGUUCCAAGUCAAAACUCUGGUGGAAAACUACUGUGUAGCUUUUCUGCCUCAAUCUAGACAAUUUGAUCAUGUAGCCUAACCUAAGGAUUAUUAUGAGUAAUCCAUUGCCCUAGGCUUAGGGUAUUCACAAAGAUCAUCAAGAGAUGAGGAACAUAAACCAAUCAGAUGUGUACAGAUGAGUUGCAUUUUUUGAAGUCAAAUUCUUGAUUCAGUUGAAUGAACAGAGGAGGCCUUAUGUGUUCUUAAUCUAACCUUGUCUAUUCCAGAAAACGUUUAAAGAUGAGUGUUACUUCCUGGAGAAGAUGGAGGAUAACUAUUACAACACGUACAGGUCUCAAAAGUACCAGGACAACGACUGGUUCCUGGGGCUCAACAGGAAUGGGCAGCCUAAAGCUGGCCCAAGGACACACAUAGGCCACAAGGCCAUCUAUUUUCUGCCUCGGCCUGUUGACAACACCCCCAUGUAAAGGCAGAAGACAGCAAACGUUAACAAGGACCAUGCUACAGAAAUCAAUCACCUCCAUUCACUUUGACCAAUGUGCUCUUAAUAACCUUUUACUGCAGUGGGCUAAAUCAGGGUCACUUAGAUUGAUCCUUGGUAGUCUUAAACAAAUCUACUUUGAAACAAAAGUAUACACCUCACACACAUGGUUGUGGGCUGAAAAAAAAGAAGACACCUGUACCAUGUCAGAUAUAGAGUUGAGAUGUAUUCAAUGUUGAGUUUGCAUCCCAAUAUGACACUUUAUAUACAUCACAGAAGACUGAAAUAUAACAGAACAGAUUGGCAUAGAAACACAGCAUUUAGUAUCACACAAACAUAUUCACAUUUAUAUAACAUUUUUCGUCAUGUUUGUUGGAGAAUAUUUAUUAAUA
This is a messenger RNA of Coregonus sp. 'balchen', 2911 nucleotides long. The record is from the annotation of a GenBank genome assembly. NCBI's taxonomy places the organism in Eukaryota, Metazoa, Chordata, Actinopteri, Salmoniformes, Salmonidae.